UGCAACUAUCAUCUCGGAUCGGGCACUGGUUGACUGGAAGUGCGAGUUAUGCACGGGUAGUGCACUGGUUGUACUGUGAUGUGUUGUCUCAACCCCUCGCGUCCCGUUACAGAUCGGUGGUUGUGUUAGUGUCAAGUGCAGUGUGACAAGUUUAUAGGACUUUCGGAUAGUCGAAUUCAAAAGGUCGGGAUGUCCGCGAGGUGACCGUGGCAGCAUGAUGGAUCUACUGCUGCUCCGCAUCAGCAAUAGCCUCAGCCCGGGCCCGGCAUCAUGCUGAAGCAUCUGAGGAGCAAUGGCGGUAUAGCACACUGCGGUCCGCGCGGUCUCAACCACUCGUACCCCGGUCCUCGAACGAACCAUAACCACAGUCACAACCACAACCACGUUCACAGUCACAGUCUGAACGUGUCGACCCUUUCGACCUCCAAGCACUCCCUGGGCGGCGGCAGUAGCGUCGGCCCACCCUCCAAGAUCGCCAAUGGGGGACUUCACAUCUCCGCUAACUACGAUGCCUUCACCACUAAUAGGUCGCCUGUGCCGCCGGCCUCGCCCCAGCAGACCCCUGAGGCCCGGAUCUCCCAGACCCCCGGAGUCCGCGAGAUGCUGACGUCACUCGGCCUGCUCUGCCUGGUCUCCCUGCUGCUGGCGCUGCUGAGUCUCAUCUUCCUGCUGCGCAUCUCCCCGGUGACUGCCGCUGACGUCAGGGAGCUCCUGCGGGUCGAGCAGCUCACUCUCAUCUCCCCCGAAGAGUAUGUGAUAGUGUACGAAGUGACGCUCGCGUUGUGUGCGCUCUCCCUCUCACUCAACUUGUGCUGCGUUCUGGUGUGUGCGGUACAGUUUCUCUUCGCCGUCAAACUCGUCAGGGACUCGCCCGGCGGCGAGAGAACAAACAAGUUCCUGAAAAAGAGUGCAAUCACCAGGGUCUGUGCUGUCGGAGGAUUCUUUGUCUCCAUUCCAGUCUUCUUAACAGGCCUUAUACUUUACACGUUCAUCCAGUUCCAUUCGAUGCCGGCAAUCGUCACCAGUAUCCUGAUUGGCAUCGGAAUUGUGUUCUGCGGCUGUGCCAUGGUCCAUAACGUAUUCGUAUGGCAGAGGGAAAAAACACAUGCAGUACGAGCUCUAGCACAUCAGCAAAGGCUACACCAUCAAUUGUCACACCUGGAGAUUCCAAAGCCAAGUGGCAGUGGCAGCCCUGGCAGUAUACCCCACGCUACCCUCGACCUCAGUAGUGCCACAACGACACCCCACGAACUGUCCACUUUAGUUUAGUGGUAUAUAUAUUCUAGGAAACAGUGACCGGUAAUAAAAUUGCAGGACUGCCUUGUGCAGUAAGGUUUAAAGAAUUAUAUUUGUUUGUACCUGGAUCUACUUAAUGAAUGCUAUUAGUGAAUAACAAGCUUAUUAUUAAAUUUAUAUACGAGUGGAAUUUUGUACUUAAAAUAGGUUUCUGACAAAAAAUUUUAGAAAAUACACAUUAAAAAAUUGAUUACAUUAUUGAAACGUUCUUUAAAUACCUUAAAUGUGUAUUCUUGGACAAAUACUAUUUUUCAAAAGCUUGUAAACCUUAAUAAAGAGUUAAUUUUAUGACAAAUUCAAUAAUCGAACACUAUUUUUUAAGAACCAAUCAAGUGAAAUAGUUUUAGAGCUUUAUAAAAUGUGCUUUUCAGCAUAAGAUUUUGAAAGAACAGAAAUGAGUAGUACAACAACCUAAAUAAAUCAAGCAAACUGGAGAUAUCAAAUUGCUUUAAAUGUUUGAAAAACGCUAUUCAACUCAUACAUUUUCUGAUUCCUUAGUAAAUUUUAUCAUUUUUAUUGACUUAUCCAAAUUAUAUUUUGGACAGUUUAUGUUGAUAGGUUAUAAAACUGUUGUUACUAUACACACAAAUAGUAUUAAAAUAGUAUUACGACUUUAUUUCAAUGUAUUUAAACAGAUCUCAAUGUUCUUGCCAAUAUUGUAUAAAUUGUUGUUUAUAGUACUAACACAUUUGUUAUACUCCUUUUUUACAUAAAAUAUAUGUUAUUGAAAUCAUCCUAGAUGUGUUUAUAAAAUAAGCACCAUUUUGGUAUAAAUAAAUAAAAUCUAUUGUAUUACAAUAAUAAAUAGUAAUAAAAGUAUUCCAUUAAUUUAAUAUCAUUAAUAUUCCCACAGCAUUGAUCACUCAAGGACCAGUUUUUGUAACUUGUUAUUAGAGUUGAGUUAUUAGAUGGUGCUUGAAUUACAUUUUCCUAGCCUCAUUGCCCGAUUUGACCGUCGAUUAGGUUAUGUUGCUUCUUGCAGAUGGCAAUCGACAUGAAGCAAGAUAAUUUCACAACAUUUUUCCAAAAACUGUGAACAUUUGUCAAUCAUCUUAAAUUCCUGCACCAACUUUCCAACCACCGAUUAUAGUAUUAUUGCCAUAAAUUUCAAAAUUUUCAUGAUUAAUGUCAGCUGGUGUCAUUUUCUUGCACUAAAAAAUCAGACGAUUGAUUACACCAUACAGUCGUCAGGAUUGUCAAUGGACUUAAGUGUUUUAAAUUGUAAAAACCGUUGAUAAAUGUAAAUUGCUGGUUCUAUAGUAGUGAUUGUGCAAAACCAAGGAGAGAGAGACAAAAAAUGCAUUGUGUAAGCGUGAAAUGGCUGUUGUAAUGCUCCUGUAACAGCAGAACGAAAUGUACUUAAUUUUUAAACAUGCCUGAUACUUAUGAUCUUUUUGAGGCAUAUACAAAUUGUAUUACAGUAUUUUUAAUACUUUGAAUUUUAAAUUAUUUUUGUGUUUAGUCUACAAAGUAAUUUACUUUAUUUGUUCUUAUAUCUCAUAAAGUUCAAAAUAUGACUAAAAUUCCUCUUUAGUCUACUUUCCCAUUUAAUCAAUUAUAUUUGUAAUAACGGUGGUAUAUGAAGAAAGAAUAUUAAUUUUGUUCACUUAUACUGUUUUUCAUUGUUUGAUAAUGAAAAUGACUAGGCAUUAAACUUGAUAUUCAAUAAUUUUGUAAAUAGAAAUAAAUUAAUUUAGGUUAUAUGAAAAUGAAUUGUUGUAAAUAUGCUUUUGUGGUUUUGUGACUAUUUAGUGAGUAUGAGGUGUACUCUCCCGUCUUGAAGAAAGACUGGUAAUGAAAAUUUCUUCUUCGAUGUAUAAAUAAUGUUAUAGAUAUCAUAAUUUUUACGGAGAUUGAUCAAUGCCAAUUUUAGAAUGAGUUAAUUGUACUUAAUUUAUAUUUGUAUAGAAUGUUAUGGUAGGCUUUAUUUUGAUGAAGUAAGUGAUAGUAAAUUUUAUUUAUUGAAAUUUAUCUUUUUAUUAUAGAGUAUUAUAAUAAGAUCAAAGUGAUUUAUUAUUAUUUGUAAAAACUAUUAAUAUAUUUGAAUAUAUAUAUUUAGAUUAUGUUGUAAUCUUAAAAAUUUCAAAAGUUCAUAAAACUUAUCCUAUACGCUAGUAAAAUGCUCAGGCUGCCCUUAAAUGUCCCCUUUUUGUUCUUGCAUCUUUUAAAUCCUCUUGACUUGGCCGAGAAAUGCUUUUAAUUUUACACUUAGUGGGCCUUGACACCUAAAACCUUGUCUGUACAAAUAAAUAUCUUGUGAUGUUUUUGUGACACAAUUUACAGAAUAUUGAUAUAAAAUAUUUAAGUUAUAAUUCUCAGUAAGGUAAGUUUUUAAUUACUUAAAUGAAAAAACUUUCACUAGCAGUCAAACUGUGUAACACCUUGUGUUAAAGUGUAUUUGGUUUUGCAGUACACACUUGACACAAAACCAACCGUUCAUAUACAAAAAAAGCAGACGUUGCCAUACAGGAAAACGUGUUUUUCGAUAAAAAUGUUAUAGAGAACACUUCUUGAAAACAGAGGAAACUCUUCUGAUAACAAAGAAAUUGUGAAAUGUCUAUUCAUUUUUUUCUUUAUCAUUAACAUUCUGCUCCAAUUCGUAGGUGAUCAUUGAGGGUCUCCUCUCAACAUUGAACAUUUUUUUUUGGCUAUAAAAGUUCUUACCCAUUUGUAUGCCACUCUAUUACUCAUAAUUUUUGUUCAUACACUUCAUGAUUCUGUCAGUGAAUUUCAAUUGCUUUCACACAACAAGAAAACAAAUAACAACACGUACUUCACAGUCAGCGGAAUUCUCAAUUCACAGGGAGCAUUUGAAAUAUGCCUUAACAGAUGUAAAAAUGAAUGAUUUUUGCCGUAACUGCGUCCGUGGCUUGCUAACAAAUGAAGAUAGACAGUUCCCAAGUGCGGAACACCGACCGUAGCGCUGCAGCUAAUGAAUUUCAAAACGGUACUUGCUUAAAAUACAUGCCUCUUUUAUGUGUGUGUAUAAAAAUUGAAGGAGAAUGUGCUUAUAUAUGUAUACAUGUUAUCUUUCAAUAUGGUCAGUUUGUUUAAUUAGGAGGGAUUCUUUUCCAUUUCGAUUACGUCUCUGAAUGCUAAUCUAAGUAGGCUAAUAUUAACAUGUAAAAUUACCAAGUGUAGUAAUGAUCAGAGAACUUCUGCACUUGCAGCUGCACAAUUCUCAUUAGUACAAAGUUAUACAAGUAUCCUUACUUUGGUAAUAAUUUUCAAUUGUAUUAUUAUUGCUGGCUUAAUAUUUGGUAAAAAACGGUUACUACUUCCUUUAAAGUUUUUCUAUUGAGGGUCCACUAUUAUUUCAAGAUAACACAGUACUUUCCAAAAAAACUAUAGUUUUGUAUUAAUUUUUUUAACCAGACUAAUGAUAAGCAAACUAAUGUGAUUAAAGGUGAUUUAUAGCCUAUUCUAAUAAGAAGUAAAAAAAUUGCUUUUUUAGUACUAUAACCAAAAAAGUCUGCAUUCCUGUUAGGCAUUAGUCUUGAAUCAAAUAGAUGUAAUUUACCAUUCAAAUCUUCAAGACUAAAAUAGGUGUGAUCUGAUAGUGUCCUAUGUAUUUAUUUUUACAAAGAGACUUUUGAGUGUCAGAUCAUAGAAGAGCAAAUAGACUCUUCAGAGCACCAGUGUUAUCACCUGGUAUCAAUAGUGAUGACAAAGUAGAUGUUUCCUGUACCUUUUGAGGGCCAUGUAACAAAUUUCAAAAUUUAUAGAGUAGUCUUGUCAGUUAGUUAAAUACGUUCAGAAUAUAAUUUAUGCCUUGUAACAGAAUACCAGAAGUGGCAUCUUAUGCAAUCUAGCAUACUAAAGCAAUAAAUUGUACAUGCAACUAUAUGAUUAAAUAAGAAAUUGGAUAUAGUUCCCUCACAAGAUUUAGGUCAUUCCUCAAAACUAAAAUAGUACUAAAAAUGCAAUUCUGUUUAUAAAGCCAAAAGGCAAUAUAACAUCCCUGAACCAUUAAAUUAUUUUAGGAUGUAAUGUACCAUUUUUAAAACAAGCCCUACUUACUGUGUAUUCUCUGUGCCUUUCAGAUCUGUUGUUGUUAUUUCUUGUUAUUGUUCAUGUUAUCUUUGACUUGUACAUACCAUAGAUGUCUAUUACCGUACAUAAACACUGUAUCAACUGUACCUCAAUAAUUAUGUAUCAUACUGAGCUGUGGUGAAAGCUUUGAUUUCCCCAAUAAAUGUUAUUUUAGUACAA
Messenger RNA from Homalodisca vitripennis (glassy-winged sharpshooter), 5508 nucleotides. RefSeq lists its product as uncharacterized. The transcript is spliced from 7 exons. The record is from RefSeq and is a predicted model, not a curated record. Bases 271 to 1269 code for a protein of 332 amino acids. Lineage: Eukaryota; Metazoa; Arthropoda; Insecta; Hemiptera; Cicadellidae.